Molecule: messenger RNA, 243 nt
Organism: Saccharomyces paradoxus
Lineage: Eukaryota; Fungi; Ascomycota; Saccharomycetes; Saccharomycetales; Saccharomycetaceae
Gene: TSC3
Product: Tsc3p
Exons: 1
Coding region: 1-243 (80 amino acids)
Source: RefSeq, a predicted model, not a curated record
AUGACACAACAUAAAAGUUCAAUGGUGUACAUACCCACCACAAAGGAAGCUAAAAGACGUAACGGGAAAUCUGAAGGCAUACUAAAUACCAUCGAAGAGUUGGUCGAAAAACUUUAUUGGACUUACUACAUUCAUUUACCCUUUUAUUUGAUGGCCUCUUUUGACUCAUUUUUCCUCCACGUUUUUUUUCUCACAAUUUUCAGUUUGAGUUUCUUCGGGAUACUAAAAUAUUGCUUCCUUUAA